Nomascus leucogenys (northern white-cheeked gibbon) is the source of this 1647-nucleotide messenger RNA. It is a transcript of the gene DPYS, whose product is annotated as dihydropyrimidinase. Gene Ontology annotation, cellular component: cytoplasm; cytosol. Gene Ontology annotation, molecular function: dihydropyrimidinase activity. Gene Ontology annotation, biological process: pyrimidine nucleobase catabolic process. Lineage: Eukaryota; Metazoa; Chordata; Mammalia; Primates; Hylobatidae. The record is from RefSeq and is a predicted model, not a curated record.
AUGGCGGCGCCCUCGCGGCUCCUGAUCCGCGGGGGUCGCGUGGUCAACAACGACUUCUCGGAGGUGGCCGACGUGCUGGUGGAGGACGGCGUGGUGCGGGCGCUCGGGCACGACCUGCUGCCUCCCGGGGGCGCUCCUGCGGGGCUGCGGGUCCUCGACGCCGCCGGCAAGCUCGUCCUGCCCGGAGGCAUCGACACACACACGCACAUGCAGUUCCCCUUCAUGGGCUCGCGGUCCAUCGACGACUUCCACCAGGGCACCAAGGCUGCUCUCGCAGGAGGCACCACCAUGAUUAUUGAUUUCGCCAUCCCUCAGAAAGGUGGCUCCCUCAUUGAGGCCUUCGAGACCUGGCGAAGCUGGGCUGAUCCCAAAGUUUGUUGCGACUACAGCCUUCAUGUGGCAGUGACGUGGUGGAGUGACCAGGUUAAAGAAGAAAUGAAAAUCCUUGUGCAAGAUAAAGGUGUUAACUCUUUCAAGAUGUUUAUGGCCUAUAAAGAUCUGUACAUGGUGACAGACCUGGAGCUGUAUGAAGCCUUCUCUCAGUGCAAGGAAAUUGGAGCAAUUGCCCAGGUCCAUGCAGAAAAUGGAGACUUAAUUGCAGAGGGAGCAAAGAAGAUGUUGGCUCUGGGGAUAACAGGCCCUGAGGGCCACGAGCUGUGCCGCCCAGAGGCAGUGGAGGCAGAGGCCACGCUGAGAGCCAUCACCAUAGCCAGCGCUGUGAACUGUCCUCUCUACAUUGUGCAUGUGAUGAGCAAGUCUGCAGCUAAGGUGAUAGCGGAUGCAAGGAGAGACGGGAAGGUGGUCUAUGGUGAACCCAUAGCAGCCAGUCUUGGCACAGAUGGCACUCACUACUGGAAUAAAGAAUGGCACCAUGCAGCCCACCAUGUCAUGGGUCCACCUUUGCGACCAGACCCCUCAACACCCGACUUCCUCAUGAAUCUGUUGGCUAAUGAUGAUCUAACCACAACAGGGACUGAUAACUGCACUUUCAACACCUGCCAGAAAGCUCUUGGGAAGGAUGAUUUUACCAAGAUCCCCAAUGGGGUGAAUGGUGUUGAAGAUCGGAUGUCAGUAAUAUGGGAAAAAGGCGUGCAUAGUGGUAAAAUGGAUGAAAACAGAUUUGUGGCAGUUACCAGCACAAAUGCAGCCAAAAUCUUUAAUCUCUAUCCAAGAAAAGGAAGAAUAGCUGUAGGAUCAGAUGCUGACAUUGUUAUUUGGGACCCAAAAGCCACAAGGACUAUCUCAGCAAAAACUCAUCAUCAGGCUGUUAACUUCAACAUUUUCGAGGGCAUGGUUUGCCACGGAGUGCCCCUUGUGACUAUUUCAAGAGGCAAAGUGGUAUAUGAAGCCGGAGUGUUCAGUGUCACGGCAGGAGAUGGGAAGUUUAUUCCUCGAAAACCAUUUGCUGAAUAUAUUUACAAACGAAUAAAGCAGCGAGACCAGACUUGCACACCUACCCCUGUGGAGCGUGCACCCUAUAAGGGAGAAGUCGCCACACUGAAAUCCAGAGUGACAAAAGAAGAUGCCCCAGCGGGGACCAGGAAACAGGCCCACCCCUGAAGUGUGUGCUGUCGGUAAAAUCAGAGGAAAGGAGGCUGCCAUUCCCUUCACAGCCAAACAUUGUCAACCCAUGGAGAAGCAGGCCUU